Molecule: messenger RNA, 411 nt
Organism: Aspergillus heteromorphus CBS 117.55
Lineage: Eukaryota; Fungi; Ascomycota; Eurotiomycetes; Eurotiales; Aspergillaceae
Exons: 1
Coding region: 1-411 (136 amino acids)
Source: RefSeq, a predicted model, not a curated record
AUGGCUUUCAUCUACAUAUACCGGGCCUUAAAGCGUCAUGUAGCCCAGCUAGUCGACGACGCAAAUCACAUCGACACUAAAUCGCUCACCUCAGAAGACCCCCUUACCCACCCUUAUAAAGCCUCACCGAGUAAAGCCAUAGAUCCCGCUCAAAUCCUAGGAAUCACCCUAAAACACGACCCAAACGAUGAAAAGUACUACGAGGUGGGCUGGGCCACGCCAGACGACCCCAUCAACCCGCAUCAAUGGUCCUUCUCGCGACAGAUCGGCGCCACAAUGUGCGUAUGUCUGAUUGCCUUGCUUACGACCAUGGCAUCUUCCAUCGACGCAGCCAUCCUCACCGACGCUGCUGAAGAACUCGGAGUCUCCGAAGUCGCAGAAUCACUCGCCACGGGUCUGUAUCUGGUCUGA